ACUGGUGAUGCACGAAGUUUCCAGGAAAGUUUUACAAGAUUCUGACACUAUGGCCUCAUUGGCAGAUGGCUGUAUUCAAUUUACCCGCCAUGCCGGUGAUGUACUGCUCAACUUCAACCGACUCCGCAGUAGAAAUAUCCUGACGGAUGUCACUAUCCAGAUUGACGGUCAGCACUUCUGCGCUCACAAGACGGUCCUCGUGGCCUGCAGUGGGCUCUUUUACUCCAUAUUCACGGACCCCCUGAAGAGUAACCUGAGUGCCAUCAGCCUGGACCCCAAGGUGGACCCUGAUGGUUUUGCCAUCCUGCUGGACUUCAUGUACACCUCCACCCUGACCCUGAAGGACAGCCUUGUUUUGGUUACCAUGAACACAGCCUCGUACCUCCAGAUGGAACAUGUGGUGGAUACCUGUCGCAGGUUCAUCAAGUCCAGAGAGCAGUCUGUGAGUCUGCAGAGAGAGGAGGUACUGGCCAGCCCAAUGCGUCUCUCUCAGGACCUCCCUGCUUUCAGGGUUCUGGAUGGGGUGGUGACCAGCCCCAGCCACACAUCCAUAUCUCCUCUCAGAGACUGGAGGAGCUACUCCCCCAGUGUAUUCAGUGGUAUCAAUGCUUCGGGUAGCUCCCACCACGUCCAUGGAAAACACGUCCCCAUCCCCAUCGGAAAAAUGCCAGACGCCUGCAAUGUCAGUGACAUUCCCAAAGGGGGCGCCGUCUCUCAGAAACUCUGCUCUCCCGCGAAUCGCACAGAGACCACCAUCAUCCACCACCCUUUGUCAUCCGACUCCUCUUCCUCCUCAGUUAUGAUCAUCCGCCCUCUCCCCUGCUCCAGCCGUCAGUCGGGGUCAUUUGGCGGCCUCCAGGGGCCUGAACACAGAGGGGCCUCCCCCAUGGAGGAGGACAGCAACCAGCACCCCCAGCCCGGCUCCCUCAGCCUGUCCCCAGGCUUCAGCAAAGGGGUGAUCUGCAACCCCCAAAGCCCCCUCCGUUCUGACUGCCAACCCAACUCCCCCACCGAGUCCAGCGGCUGCAGCAGGAACGCAGCCCCGGCCCUGACCCAGCCAUCUGGCUGCUCCCAGGAGCCCAAGGCCCGCAACUGGAAGAAGUACAAGUUUAUCGUUAUGAACCAGACCUCCGAGGAGGAUGAGUCCCAGGUAGGGAGAGUUGAGGCUGGGGACUGCUCCCCUCCACAGGGCCCCUACAGGACCAGUGGAUCAGAGGGACCCAUUGAAGAGCUGCAGACUGGAGAGAUAGUCAACGAGCAUGGGGAAGAGAUCCUUGUGCCGCAGGCCAGCCAUCACAGCAUUAGCCAGCAGAGAUGCUCCUCCUGUGGUACGGACGCCGCUCAGCACCUGGAGGAGUGUCCCCGCUCCCCUGGCUCCUACAGCGGGGAGGACACCAAUAAGCUGCACUCUGAGUACUCCGACUCAAGCUGUGAGAAUGGUUCCUACUUCUGCAACGAGUGCGACUCAAAGUUUACGGAAGCGGACUCCCUGAAAGGCCACAUGCUCCAGGUCCAUGCUGACAAGCCAUACAAGUGUGACCGAUGCCAGGCUGCGUUCCGUUACAAAGGGAACCUCGCCAGCCACAAGACUGUCCACACUGGAGAGAAACCGUACCGCUGUAACAUCUGCGGCGCUCAGUUCAACCGGCCGGCCAACCUCAAGACCCACACCCGCAUCCACUCAGGAGAGAAGCCAUACAAGUGUGAGACAUGUGGCGCUUGCUUCGUACAGGUAGCUCACCUCCGGGCCCAUGUGCUGAUCCAUACAGGGGAGAAGCCUUAUCCCUGUGAGAUUUGUGGGACGCACUUCCGCCAUCUUCAGACUCUCAAGAGCCACUUACGCAUCCACACAGGAGAAAAGCCCUACCAUUGCGAGAAAUGUGACCUCCACUUUCGCCACAAGAGCCAGUUGAGGCUGCAUCUCCGGCAGAAGCACGGCGCAGUCACCAACACCAAGGCUCAGUACCGCCGGGCGAACCAGGACAUGCUCGUUGGCUUGGCCAAGGCCUGCUAAAUGGACACUGGGACGAUGGAGUGUGAUUGGCUGGCAACCUUUUUAUGUUGUUUUAGGAACACGUUUUCAUAGUGUCUUAGUACCACGCUGUCGAUUGUUGUGUUUGUUGGCACUGGCAGACAAGUUUCCUCCAAAUGUGAAUAUUUCAUAUUAUUUAUAGCUAUUUUACUGUAUGUUUGUAUAUAAAUCCAGUAUGUACUGUGUAUACAUGUUAAUGUGUGUGUUUUAAGAUCUUGAGAAAUGUCCUGUGAUGGAAUAUACAUUUUGGAAAUUUGAAUUUUGGAAUAGGAAUUAUUAUCGGGUAAUAAUUUUUACUUAAUGUGUUCGGUUUUCAGUUAUGUAUGACUUUUCUUCCUGAAUGUUUUCAGUUGGACAGUCUACUUCUAGAAAACUACGACAAAUGUUCAUUCAUAUUGAGAAACACUGUUACAUUGGUACAGUUCUGUUAUAGAUGCAGGAUAUGGGGGCAUGUUCAGCUGGACAUGAGCUAAUGUAUUACCCAGUUCUGUUAUAGAUGCAGGAUAUGGGGGCAUGUUCAGCUGGACAUGAGCUAAUGUAUUACCCAGUUCUUUGUAGUUUCUUAUCUUAUUAUUGUGAAUAUAUCAUGUACUACCAACCCAGAUUGCCCUCUGCUGGCAGAGUAUAUGUCUGCAUUACUAUGGUACAGCCGCUUUUUAUGUCUUUCCACCAAGUGAAAGUUUGUCAUUGAAUCUGUAAUUUGGUCAAAAUAAUAUAUUAUCCGACAUGGAUACAUACAUGCAUACACAAUGUAUUGAAGGUGCCUUACACUGAGUUGUCAGAAUUUUUUGGUCCAUUCAGUUCAUUAGUGCAAUGUCCUACGUCAGCACUUUGUACUGUAUUUGUUUUGUACGCUUUUUGUCUCAAGCCCACCAGCUGUAAGUACACCAGCUCUCAAGCUACAAGUCCUCAGGAAUGUUAUCAACACUUGUCUUUGUAAACUGCAGAGCUUUAUGUGAACUAUAAAUAAAGGAAUGUAUAAUGAAAACAUA
Messenger RNA from Coregonus clupeaformis (lake whitefish), 3024 nucleotides. Its product is annotated as B-cell lymphoma 6 protein. The coding region runs from base 8 to 2014 and encodes 668 amino acids. The transcript is spliced from 8 exons. NCBI's taxonomy places the organism in Eukaryota, Metazoa, Chordata, Actinopteri, Salmoniformes, Salmonidae. The record is from RefSeq and is a predicted model, not a curated record. Gene Ontology annotation, biological process: regulation of cytokine production; negative regulation of transcription by RNA polymerase II; regulation of immune system process. Gene Ontology annotation, molecular function: protein binding.